AUGGCAGAGCAAGAACUUUCACUGGGCCAUUGCCUCGUAGGCCCCGCCCCCGGCCGCGUGGACCCCGCCCCUCGACCGAGCUCCUUUCCACGCGUGAAGCACCCGAGGGUACAGUGGGUCACUUUCCAAAAUGGCUCGCGUGUUGAAGGCGACGGUGGCGAGCGUGGCGGUGGCGGCGGCAGCGGCGGGGGCGGCGGCGGCCGAGAGUGCAGGUUUUUUUCCAGACUUCAGACUUCAGUUCCAAAAGGAAGAACUUUCUCCACAUCACAAUCCUCUCUUCAAGCGGCAGGUCCUGUGUGGAACCUGGGUCGACUCAAUCAUGUAGCAAUUGCAGUGCCAGACUUGGAAAAAGCCACAGCAUUUUAUAAGAAUGUUCUGGGGGCCCGGGUAAGUGAGGCGGUCCCUGUUCCUGAGCAUGGAGUGUCUGUUGUUUUUGUCAACCUGGGAAACACCAAGAUGGAGCUGCUUCAUCCGUUGGGAAAUGACAGUCCAAUUGCAGGUUUUCUGCAGAAAAACAAGGCUGGAGGAAUGCAUCAUAUCUGCAUUGAGGUGGAUGAUAUAAAUGCAGCUGUGAUGGAUUUGAAAGAGAAGAAGAUUCGUAGUCUAAGUGAAGAGGCCAAAAUAGGAGCACAUGGAAAGCCAGUGAUUUUUCUCCAUCCUAAAGACUGUGGUGGUGUUCUUGUGGAAUUGGAGCAAGCUUGAUUUAUAUUUGCAAGAAACUUUAAAAAUCCCCACCAAAAUAUACUGAAAAUCCCCAACGAAUUAUACUCCAGCAUUGAAUCCUUCACUCCUUCCAUCACUUAAAAGUUCACAAUUAAAGGGACACCUGACUGACUCAGUCAGCAAGGCGUGUGACUCUUUAUCUCAGGGUGGUGAGUUCAAGCCCAUGUUGGGUGUGGAGAUUACUUAAACAUAAAAUCUUUUAAA
Messenger RNA from Lontra canadensis (Northern American river otter), 927 nucleotides. RefSeq names its product methylmalonyl-CoA epimerase (gene MCEE). Lineage: Eukaryota; Metazoa; Chordata; Mammalia; Carnivora; Mustelidae. Gene Ontology annotation, biological process: L-methylmalonyl-CoA metabolic process. The transcript is spliced from 4 exons. The coding region runs from base 1 to 702 and encodes 233 amino acids. Gene Ontology annotation, cellular component: mitochondrion. The record is from RefSeq and is a predicted model, not a curated record. Gene Ontology annotation, molecular function: methylmalonyl-CoA epimerase activity.